Scomber scombrus (Atlantic mackerel) is the source of this 2688-nucleotide messenger RNA. RefSeq names its product extracellular leucine-rich repeat and fibronectin type III domain containing 1b (gene elfn1b). The transcript is spliced from 5 exons. The record is from RefSeq and is a predicted model, not a curated record. Gene Ontology annotation, cellular component: plasma membrane. Lineage: Eukaryota; Metazoa; Chordata; Actinopteri; Scombriformes; Scombridae. Gene Ontology annotation, molecular function: protein binding. Bases 1 to 2688 code for a protein of 895 amino acids.
AUGGUACGCAUCUCUGGACUGCUUUCUCCAAUGGAUAUUGUGUCGACAUCCCAAAUGGCCCAGAGGACGGGACUGGGACGACAGAAACAUAACGUGGCUGGAGGUUCUUCAUCAGUGGUCCUGUCCACAGCCAGCUCCUUCCUGUGUUGGCUCGCCCUGCUGUCAAUAAUCCGGUUGCCAAUGGUAACAGCUGACUGCUGGCUUAUCGAAGGCGAGAAAGGCUUUGUGUGGCUGGCCAUCUGCAGUAUGAACCAGCCCCCUUAUGAGGCCAUCCCCGCCCACAUUAACAGCACUAUUGUGGAUCUGAGGUUGAAUGAGAACAAGAUACGGUCAGUCCAUUAUUCUUCGCUCAGUCGCUUUGGCAACCUCACCUAUCUGAACCUCACCAAGAACGAUAUCAGCUAUGUCGAAGACGGAGCGUUCUCAGCACAAUUCAACCUGCAGGUUCUCCAGAUGGGUUUUAACAAGUUGAGGAACCUGACAGAGGGGAUGCUGCGCGGACUUGGCAAGCUGCAGUAUCUCUACCUGCAAGCCAACCUCAUUGAGACUGUUACACCCAACACCUUCUGGGAAUGUCCCAACAUAGAGAAUAUAGACCUCUCCAUGAACAGGAUCCAGGUGUUGGACGGCAGUUUGUUCUCUGGACUCUCUAAGCUGACCACCUGUGAACUUUACACCAACCCCUUCAACUGCUCUUGUGAGCUGCUGGGUUUUCUGCGCUGGCUCUCCGCCUUCCCAAACAGGACCAGUGAGCGGAUGGUGUGUGAUUCCCCUCAAGGAUUCUCUGGGUACAAUCUCCUGAGCCAGAACCCCCGCAUGCCCACCCAACGUAAUGCUCUGCACAUGCUCAGUGUGGUAUGCACAGACGACGGCAGUAGCGUGACAUCAAUGUAUUUCAUGGGCCCGGCUGACUCCACCACCCCACCCCCGGAUUUUGCCUCUCCCUGCGGAUUGGACGAUUGUGCUUCCGGGACUCCUCCUGAUGAGGUGAUCACCUUGAGCCCCAUUUUCUCUGACAUCUAUCCGAUCAUGACACUCAAACAGGUGCUGCACUCAAGCGCUGUGAUAACAGUUCAGAUCCCUCAUCCGUACAGGAAAAUGUACAUCCUGGUGCUUUAUAACAACAGCUUCUUCACAGAUAUUCAGAAUCUGAAAAAUCAAAGAGAAGAUAUUGAGUUAAAGAACUUAAAACCUAACACCGACUACACAUACUGUGUGGCUUCUAUACGAAACUCCCUACGUUUCAACCACACCUGUUUGACCAUUUCUACUGGUCGCCGGGCCGGUCCUGAAAGGAUAGCCAACCAGUCAUCAGCUACCCACUACAUUAUGACAAUUUUGGGCUGUUUGUUUGGCAUGCUGCUCUUCCUUGGCCUUGUUGUUCACUGCUUGAGGAAGAAGAGGAUCAUGCAGGAGAAGGAGAGGAAGAUGAGUAGGAUCCAGAGGACUCUGAUAGAGCUCAAGUAUGGUGGAGAAGGGGAUAUAGAGGGAGGGAGCGGAGCAUCUGUUUCCCAGAAGCUUGGCGGUGGGGACAGUUUGACCAGGAUGCCCUACUUACCUCAGGGUGGUGAGAUUGAUCCGUACAAGCUGCAGGAGGUGAUAGAAACACCGGCGCACAAGCCUACUAAACUGAACUACAUGGAGGUCAGAGGGUCUGGUGUGGAGAGGGAAAGAGAACGAGAGCGGGAAAGAGAGAUGUCACCACAAGCAAACCCCCAGGGUUCAGUGGCAGAGAUCUCAACCAUCGCUAAAGAAGUUGAUAAAGUUAACCAGAUCAUCAACAACUGCAUAGAUGCUCUCAAAUCUGAGUCUACCUCCUUUCAACAGGGGAUGAAAUCUCCCUCUUCGGCAGGCGGAGGGGCUGUUUCAACGGCAGAGCCACAGCUGGUUCUUCUGUCUGAACAAGGAGAGCGAGGAGAGAGGGGAAACGAGUUCCUCUCACCGGUGUACAAAGGAGGAAGAGGAGGAAGGGAAGAGAGGGGGAGAAGCUACCACCAUUCACUGCAGCGACACCACAGCAUGGAGGCUCCUCCGACCUCUAAAAGGCCCAGCACCUCUUCUUCUCCCGGCUCUGCCCGCAGUCCACGCUCGUUCCGCUCAGAGGGAGGCUACCACUCAUCAGAGACCCGCUACAUUGAGAGGAGCUCACCAGGAGAGAGAGGAGGAGAAGCCAUUCGUACAGUCAACCCGGCAGCGGCAAUCUUACGAGCUGAAGCCCAGAGAAUCCGUCAGUACAAUGAACACCGCCACUCCUACCCCGGCUCACAGCAGCACCUCCAGGAGCUGCAGCACCACCCGCAGAUCCUGCAGGAGCUCCACCACCAUCCAGGUGGCCGUAAGCCCUCUGUGUUAGAUCCUCUCACUCUCAGCAGGCAGGCCAAGCAGCGGGAGCUGGCUUACUCCCAGCUCUCACCACACUACCCGCUCUCGCCCCAGUACCACAAUCUCAGCUACUGCUCCAGCCCCGAUGAAGAUGAGGAGGACGAAGGGCUCCUCUGCACCCCAACCCUUGGGCUGUGGGAGAGGUUCAAACUUCACCGGAAGAGGCACCGGCAGGCGUCCAUGGAAGAUGAAGGAUACGUGGCAGCCGGACACGCGCUGAGGCGAAAGGUUCAGUUUGCCAAGGAUGAGGAUCUCCAUGACAUACUGGACUACUGGAAGGGUGUGUCCGCCCAGCAGAAGGCCUGA